UCUAUUUCGAUUCGUCUGCUUCGCCGAGAACAUCACAACCAGCACCAUGAAAUUCGCCCUGACUCUCGUCGCCCUCUUGGCUGCCGUCUGCUCUGCCUUCCCUUCGGACUCCUACGGGCCGGCCAACUCCUACGGUCAGGACAACACCAUCAAGAUCCACCACGUCUACUACAAGCACGAUGGCUACGGCAAAGAUGGCUACGGCAAUGAUGGCUACGGCAAAGGAACCUUAGUCGACGGAGGUUACUCCACAGCCAACUUCGUCCUGGGGACUAAGGGAGGAUACAGCUUCGGCGGCCUCGGAAACGCCGGUGUCCACGGAGGUCACGGCAGCGGUGGCUACGGAAACGCUGGCCAUGGCGGAUACGGCCACUAAGUUGGUGGCUGUAGUAUCAACGGACGCAACGGUGGCCAUACAGUUUCCCACUAAAGUUAUGGCCACAGUUACAAUUGUCAUGAGCAAGUGGAACUGAAAAUGUAUUCUUAUUUUGGUAGAAUAAAUAUUUAUCUAUUA
Macrobrachium nipponense is the source of this 514-nucleotide messenger RNA. RefSeq lists its product as uncharacterized. Lineage: Eukaryota; Metazoa; Arthropoda; Malacostraca; Decapoda; Palaemonidae. The transcript is spliced from 2 exons. The record is from RefSeq and is a predicted model, not a curated record. The coding region runs from base 47 to 376 and encodes 109 amino acids.